AUGGCUGUCUUUGCCCGCCUGCUGGAGCGUCUCAGGUGGUCCGGUAAAGCUCAAGAAGCUGCGGAGCAGGAGGCAGAGGUGGAGCGCAGGGUCCUCGGCGAGCCUGGGUGUCUCCUGGCUGCGCCCCGAUGCUCGCAGAGGCUACACGGGGGUGCGGCGAGCGCACCCGGCCUGCGUUUCGGGUCGAGCGCGGUGCAGGGCUGGCGCGCGCGCAUGGAGGACGCGCACUGCGCUCGGCUGGCUUUGCCCGGGCUGCCGUCGGGCUGGGCUUUUUUCGCAGUCCUGGAUGGCCACGGCGGAGCGCGGGCCGCGCGCUUCGGAGCGCGCCACCUCCCAGAUCACGUGCUGGGGGAGCUGGGUCCCGCGCCCCGGGAGCCCGAGGACGUGCGCCAGGCUCUGCGUAGCGCCUUCCUCCGCGCAGACGCGCAUCUGCGCGCGCUCUGGCCCCGCAGCGACCCCGGUGGCUCGACGGCGGUGGCGCUGCUCGUGUCCCCGCGCUUUCUCUACCUGGCGCACUGCGGGGACUCGCGCGCGCUGCUGAGUCGCUCGGGCUCCAUGGCCUUCUGCACCGAGGACCACCGUCCCCACCGGCCUCGGGAACGCGAGCGCAUCCACGACGCUGGCGGCACGAUCCGUCGCCGGCGCGUUGAGGGCUCCUUGGCCGUGUCCCGAGCCCUAGGCGACUUCGCCUACAAGCAGGCACCCGGGAGGCCUCCUGAACUGCAGCUCGUGUCCGCUGAGCCCGAGGUGGCUGCGCUGGCGCGCCAGGCCGAGGACGAGUUUGUGCUCCUGGCCUCCGAUGGCGUGUGGGAUGCUCUGUCUGGGGCGGACCUGGCGGGGCUGGUGGCGUCGCGCCUACGUCUGGGCUUGGCCCCGGAGCAGCUCUGCGCUCAGCUGUUGGAUACGUGCCUGUACAAGGGAAGUCUGGAUAACAUGACUUGCAUGGUGGUCUGCUUCCCAGGGGCCCCCGGGCCUUGUGAGGAGGCGAUCAGGAGGGAGAUGGCUUUGGAUGCAGCCCUGAACCACAAAGUUGCUGGUGAGCGGUGAUCAAAUGG
Phodopus roborovskii (desert hamster) is the source of this 1055-nucleotide messenger RNA. It is a transcript of the gene Ppm1n, whose product is annotated as protein phosphatase, Mg2+/Mn2+ dependent 1N (putative). Gene Ontology annotation, cellular component: nucleus; cytosol. The transcript is spliced from 2 exons. Lineage: Eukaryota; Metazoa; Chordata; Mammalia; Rodentia; Cricetidae. Gene Ontology annotation, molecular function: protein serine/threonine phosphatase activity; magnesium ion binding; manganese ion binding. Gene Ontology annotation, biological process: positive regulation of canonical NF-kappaB signal transduction; protein dephosphorylation; positive regulation of canonical Wnt signaling pathway. The record is from RefSeq and is a predicted model, not a curated record. Bases 1 to 1047 code for a protein of 348 amino acids.